Messenger RNA from Haplochromis burtoni (Burton's mouthbrooder), 4191 nucleotides. RefSeq names its product multivesicular body subunit 12Ba (gene mvb12ba). The record is from RefSeq and is a predicted model, not a curated record. The transcript is spliced from 10 exons. Gene Ontology annotation, biological process: viral budding; virus maturation; regulation of epidermal growth factor receptor signaling pathway. NCBI's taxonomy places the organism in Eukaryota, Metazoa, Chordata, Actinopteri, Cichliformes, Cichlidae. Gene Ontology annotation, cellular component: ESCRT I complex; late endosome. Bases 291 to 1175 code for a protein of 294 amino acids.
AACCAAUAAAUAUUAAGAAGAAGAAGAAGACCGCGACGACUCCUCCGAAUCCGAACGAGUUCUUUCCGCUUUUCGAACAAUGAUAUCUUCCUGAAACCGCUAGCUGGAAAACUGUUGUGCAGAUAUGCACAGAAUAGGUUGUGUUUAGCACUGGUUUGAUGAAUAAGGCAAUUUUCUAACAAUGCGAGCUUUUCCAAAGCUGUGAAACGACCUAACCAAACAGAACACUGAGGAAAAAAUUUCGGGACCCUCUCACAUCCAACUGUUAGCCUGUUUCGAUCUCUAUAAAGAUGCCUGAGGUUCGGGACCUUUCUGAAGCUUUGCCAGAGAUGCCAAUGGACCCAAUCACUGGAGUCGGAGUAGUAGCCUCUAGGAAUAGAGCACCCACUGGAUAUGAUGUGAUCUCAACAACAACAGAUGGCCUGGAUGCUGACCUGUGGAAAGACGGACUUUUCAAAUCCAAGGUGACCCGAUACCUUUGCUUCACCAGAGUUUUCUCUAAAGAAAAUAGCCAUUUAGGUAAUGUUCUUGUGGACAUGAAGCUGAUUGAUAUAAAGGACACUUUGCCUGUGGGUUUCAUCCCAAUCCAGGAAACUGUUGAUACUCAGGAGCAGGCCUUCAGGAAGAGGCGACUCUGCAUCAAAUUUAUUCCACGGGACUCCACAGAGGCAGCCAUCUGUGAUAUCCGCAUCCUGGGACGCUCCAAGCAGGCACCUCCUCAGUAUACCUUUAUAGGAGAGCUCAACAACAUGGGAAUCUGGUAUCGCAUGGGAAAUGUGCCUCGGGCCCAGGACUCCACACACACACAAACCAUCAACAACACCCAGAAUGUGAAUUCCUCCAGCUCAGGAUCAGCCCCACCAGCUCCCAUGCUUAAGCAUAUUUCCAUGACCCUCCCUGCCAGCUUCAGAGGAAAAAAUACUACCAGACCAGACUAUGAGCACCAGAACUCCAACCUGUAUGCUAUUACAGCAAUGGACGGGGUGCCUUUUAUGAUCUCUGAGAAGUUUGCCUGUGCCUCAUCUGAUCUGCAGCAGGUGGAUCUGAUGGGUAUUACAAUUAAAUCACUGGCUGAGAUUGAAAAGGAGUAUGAUUACAGUUUCCGCACAGAGCAUAGUGCAGCGGCUCGCCUCCCUCCAAGUCCAACACGGACCUCUCUGAGUUCUGAGGCCUAAGCAUCUCUUAUAUGAACAACAGUCAUCUCCACACUAUAGACAGCAGCCGGAGAGAAGUGCACACAACUACUGAGAACAUACCUACAACGGGGAUAUUCGAUCUGUAAAUGAAAAGAAAGAUUCCCAACAAAAAUUGUGGAUUUUCUAACUUCUGGGACAUGUUGUAGGCCCUCUGUGUGCUGUUGAAAUGGAAAACAAUGGAAUUCAGUCAGACUCGAACUACUACACGGCAGAGCUGGGACAAGAAAACACAUUUUAUGCUCAUCGAGAUACUUCAGUAUCUCACUCGAAUGACUUCAAAAAUACAUUUUUGUUAAGUGAAAAAUGGUCAAGUGUCGUAUUGUGGUGGAAAAAAAAUAACCUUGUCCCAUCAAAAGAUCUUGUUAGAAAUAAGAUAAAAGGAUCACACGGUACUUUUUUCAUGGAGGACUUCUGUUGGAUCUCACAGCAGUCAUGUUGCCUUUUUCGUUUAUGACAUGGACCGUUCUGAAUCAAAGCGCACCAUAAAGGCACCUUAGGGUGUCAGAAAUUUAAAAGAAAACUGUGACUUUAAGUUUUGUUGAGCUCGUCUUCUUGAUGGGGAAAUGCUUUUCAUUGUUUUCUAGAUGUAUUGCCAUUUACUGGUGUGACUGUGAGUGCACUUUUGUGUUUUGAGGUUGUUAUUGUGCUUCCUAAUUGCUGUAGAUAUUCUGUAAACCACUUCUUCUCUUUCUGUGAGGUUGCAGCUUGCCCGACAGAACCAUGACUACAGCUAAUAUUCACUGUGUGGAGUAUUCACAUCAAGAUUUUCUAUUUAUACCAUACUCUAAUACCUUACUUUGCAUGCAUAUAGAUGUUUUAUUGAUACAUCUUUUCACUGAAUGAGUAACAUUGAGCAAACUUCACACAUUUUAGCUAAAAAGCACUGAUAGGUCCUUAUAUCUUAACAAUAUCAUAGCUAUAUUCAUCGUUUCCUUCAUCUUCAUUGGUGUUAUAUCAGAAAUGGAUGCUCCAGUAAAAGUAUAAUAUUGCAAAGAGUUUUAUUUUAGUACAUUGGUUAUGGAACGUGUGUACAGAAUUUUACUCUACUGGUCAAAAGUUUUAGAACACCCCAAUUUUUCCAGUUUUUGUUGAAAAUUAUUCAGUUUAAUGUCUCAUUGCACUCUGAAAUGAAAGCCUUGUACAAAUAAGGACUUAUUCUAAAUUUUUCACUCAUCAAAGUAGAAACCUUUGGCAGAUAUAACACCUGAACAUACCCAUGGCUUUCUUUCUACAUUAGAAAUCAAAUAUUCUUCAUAAAGUUCUUCCCAUAUGUGUUAAAUAAGUUCCCAUAAAUGUGUGGUACCCAAACCAGCUCGAUGGGGUUUAAGUCUGGAGAUUGUGCUAACCCCUGGCCAACUAGGCACAUACCAGAGGCUAUUGCAUGGCGCUACAGAAUGCUGUGGUAGCCGCGGCCCAGGCAAGCCUCUUAUUCUGACGUCUUAGCAAUGUCUUUCUUGCUGCAACUCGUCCUGUCAAACCUGCAGCCUGAAGUCUUCAGUUGAAACUGAGACUUGCCUGCUACGAUCACUAUUAAGCUGUGCUCGAAAGGGUUGGGUUGUCCUGUGAGCCGUCUAUCAUGCAAGCUUGUUAACUCUCAGAAACUUGUCCUCUGAUUCAUUUGUGGCUUUGGGUCUGCCAGACCUCUUCAUGUCAGAGUUUACCCCAGUUUCUGAGUGACUUUUGAUGGUGGAGAAAACUGUACUCAUUGAUGCCUUUCUUUGCAGUUUCUCUGUAGGAAGACGUACAUUUUGAUGGUCCAUCUCUCUUCCAUUGCGAUGCCUUUUUCAACUGAUGCUCACGAGAAUAUGGUAACACAAUGUGUUCCAACACUGCUUUUAUGCAGACAGAGGGGUUGGAAGUAAUCCAGAAAAGUUGGAACACCUGUAGGAAUUAGUAGCACCAGCUUUCAAGGCUCCAUAAACCACCAUUGCUGUAGAACAGCUUUAAAUUAUUAACACAUUUUUGUUUUCCUGAAAAAAGGCCUCUUGUAUAACUCUGAAAUGUACAUUAUUUUUCAGUUUGGGGUGUUGUUUUUGUAAACCUCUGGCGGUUCACCAUUUACCUUUGUUCCAUUUCAAGUUAUUCAUUGGACUUAAGCAACUUGAAUUCCAAUAAAUAACUGAAAUAAUUGGGGUGUUCCAAAACUUUUGACCAUUAAUAUUAAAAUCACCUAUUUCACAUGUGAUGACAAUAAAGACCAACUCAGAACCAUGUGACUUUAUGGAAUUUUGACCCUGAUUAGAGUCACCACUGGUUAUAUGCAAAUAACUAUUUUUAUUUUUUUAAUUGUCUAUAGCACUAACCACUAUUAUUAAAACCACCAGAUAAAAUAAGUAUCAGUUAGUUACUUUGUUUGUUUUUCUUUACUACCUACAUUAUACAUUGAGCAUUUGAGAUGUUUAGAGAAAAGCAGGAGAAUAAAUAGGAUAUGUGUCAUGUAGAUGAGGAGGUAUUCUCUGGCGUAUUGUAUUCUUAUGAACUGCUACAAAAAGGUCAUAUUGGAAACUUUUAUUUGUAGACUAUUGCUGUUUGAUACUUUGAAUCUGUAAUACACUAAAAAGGCCUAUUAUAAUUUUUUUUUAAAGGGAAAAUAAGUGGUUCACUUAAUUCUCAACUUUGAUGCGAACAAAAUGGAGUUGAAACUAAUUGUGUGAUAAUUUAUCUCAUGUUAAUUAAGCUUAAUUAUCUCCAUGUCUGUCCUGUAAUAGAAAAAGUUUCAUGUUUCCUCAUAUCGAACAAAAUGUACACUAAUAGAAACAUGUGAUAGGCCAGUAUAAGUUGGGCUCUUAUUAUUGACCUUAUGUUCAGCCUGAACAGGUGUCUGUGAAGGUCAGUCUGUCCACCAUCUUCUUAAAACACAUGAUGUAGCAUCACCGAUUAUGUAAAGAAAAUUAAAUCAGUUUUAGUUUUGCUGAUUUUUAUUUUUUUCCACAGGUCAUAUGUGACAAGAAAAAAUGUUCUGCAAUAUAUCAAGUCAUUAAAUAGAGUAACUCCU